UUCACCGAUUCGCGGAAGUGGUUGAGUGGUGAAACGUCAUCAGCUAUCACUGUUGUUAUUACUUUGAAACUAUUAGAAAACUGGCGUAAAAACGGAGUAAUUCAUCGGUAGAGCAUGAUAAGGAACUUCUUUUAAGUUUAUUGUCAAAAUAUUUAAAGCAUGUUUCAGAACUGGGGAACCUGGCUUGGAAUAGAAACCGAAAAUGGCCAAGUUAAACAAGAAAGCGAGUCUGUUGUUGAUGUUGAUGAACACCAAAACCAUGACAUGAAUAACCCGACUGCUGGAGCUGGAGCUGGGCAGAGCAGUGCUGUGGAGGACGAUGCUCAACCGCCUCAACUCGUCCAGAAAGCGAAGGGCUUCAGUGGUUACAUUUAUAAUUUCGCCAGCAGUGCUUCAAAGAAACUGUCCGAGUCCGUCGUUGAAACAGCACAAACCCUGAAGAAAAGUGUGGAGGAGGGGAAGAUCAAUGGGAUUAUUGAUAAGACCAUUUUGGGUGAUUUCCAGAAAGAACAAGAAAGGUUUGUUCAGGAGAAAAAAGCGAAAACUUCUGGUGCUGCUGUGCCUCCAUGGGUUGGGUACAGCGAAGAGGACACCAUUCAGCAACAGAUUUUGGCUCUCUCAGCCGACAAAAGAAAUUUUUUGCGAGAUCCUCCUGCCGGGGUGCAAUUUCACUUUGACUGUGAGCAAAUGUAUCCAGUCGCCAUGGUGAUGCUGGAGGAAGACGAGCUCCUUCGGAAGAUGCGCUUCCAUCUGGUGCCCAAACAGGUGAAAGAGGAAGCCUUCUGGAAGAAUUACUUCUACCGUGUGUCCUUAAUAAAACAGUCAGCUCAGCUCACAGCUUUAGCAGCACAGCAAGCGGCGGAGCGCAGAGACAUGCAGAAAACUGACACCAGUCCCGAGGCUGGUCAUCACAAGGAUGCAGUGAAAAGGAAAACUCCUGCUGCCAUCCACACUACGAAACCAAAGUCAAGUGAGGAUGAAGAGAUCUCCACCAGCCCGCCUGUAUCUGAAUUUGUGAGUGAUGCUUUUGACUCAUGCAAGAUAAAUGAGGACGACCUACGCAAAGAAAUGGAACAGCUGGUUCUGGACAAGAAGGGACAUCCAAACACACAGCAGGAGGAGACUGCUGACUGGGAGAGAGAGCUGCAGGAGGAACUUCAGGAGUACGACGUGUUGGAUGAUAAUGAGAACCGUGAUGACAACUGGGACAGGGAGAUUGAAGAGAUGCUAAAGGAGGACAGUUAGAGCACUCAUACAAAGCUCCUCCAGUCAUAACUGUUCGAUGGAGACCUUUAGGGACAGAAACAGCACAUGACUACAGAUUUAAUGCUCCCUCUGGAAUGGUUCAUUACAAUAUUGGUCCUCCAAGAACUCUCAGCACAGAGAAAUACUACUGAACAUCAUUAACAUUUCAGUGUACUAUUUCUGUGGCCUGGAUAGUUUAAGGUUUUAUGAGUACAUGUUUAGAGUCCUCCUGUUUAAAGGAAAAGGAGAUAUUGUCCUGCAUCUCCAGUUCAUAAUGUGAUAAUGUGUACGCCUCCACAGACUGUAGACUUGGGAAUUAAACAAGACGAUGUAACUUGCUGAAUGGCUGCCACAAGUGUCAAUUAUAGGAUAAUGGUUAAUGCUGAAAAUACAGUGCUGAAGCAUAACAGUAGCACAAGUAAACAGGAGUCACAAACUCAGCAAACUGCCUCAGGAAUGUCUGUUACACAGCAAUAUCUGCCUAAAGUAAUUGCGACCAAUAACUAACACCAAGCACCAUAAGCUACUGGUCAUACCAGACCAAAGUAAACAGCGAGUAUACUGAACUGAACAGGGCUGUGUUUUUUUUCUUUUAUUUGUGAAUUGAAUUGUUCAUUUAUAAGAGGAAGAAUGUGCUGCGACUUUGUAGUCUCACUUUAAACAUACAUUUUGGCACAAAUACCAUUAUGAUGAUUUUAAGUUCAUUCUUAUUAUGACAUUCAGAUUAAGAGGCAGUGUAAGGCAGUGUGGCCCUGCCGUGUCUUUCUCGCCUUACUGAUGCCAGUUGUCUGCUGCAGAAACACCUUGAACUGAAUAACAUGAUCCAAGUCAGGUGAUAUUUUCUCUCAGUUUUGGAUGAUUUCAUGUUACCAGUUAAGUUUAUUUGUGGCUGUUUACCGUAGUUUCUAGUGUUUAUACUUACUGUAAAUGCAAACAUCAGUAUAGUGUUUUUUUUAUUUUUUUUUACCCUUUAACCUUAGCAUUUAUUACUAUCUAAAAUGUUUUAUUAUGCUAAUGCAUGUGAUUCUAUUAAAGUCCCCCUCCCCUCAGAAA
Dicentrarchus labrax (European seabass) is the source of this 2298-nucleotide messenger RNA. Its product is annotated as synapse-associated protein 1. The transcript has 9 exons. The record is from RefSeq and is a predicted model, not a curated record. Gene Ontology annotation, cellular component: cytoplasm; synapse. The coding region runs from base 160 to 1245 and encodes 361 amino acids. NCBI's taxonomy places the organism in Eukaryota, Metazoa, Chordata, Actinopteri, Moronidae.